Lathyrus sativus (Indian pea) is the source of this 252-nucleotide messenger RNA. The record is from the annotation of a GenBank genome assembly. Lineage: Eukaryota; Viridiplantae; Streptophyta; Magnoliopsida; Fabales; Fabaceae.
AUGGAGGUUUGGGCUCUCGAGGGGUUCGGUGUUGCUCAUAUUUUACAAGAGAUGCUGACUUAUAAAUCAUAUCAUAUUAAAGGUCAUCAAGAAGUACUUGGAACUACAAUUAUUGGAGGAACAAUACCGAAACCUGUAGAUGUUACAGAAUCGUUUCGAUUGCUCGUUCGAGAACUACGAUCUUUGGCUCUGGAACUGAAUCAUUUCCUUGUACCUGAGAAAGACUUUCAGAUUCAAAGGAAGGAAGUUUAA